GUGCAGCAAAGUGCAGUAUAACCAUAACUUAUUUCAUAUCGAAUAACUUCGCUCACAUCGAAGUCUAAAGAAGCAUCAAAAAUGACCACUUCGACUCGCUUCAAUUCGCUUCACGAUAAUUGAACUAUUUUCGACGCUUUCAAUUUUCGCAAUUUUGCAUAUUUAUGAAAAGCUGCAGCAGAUGUUACGACUGGUUCCAGAACCCUUCCCUCCCUCGCAUACUUGUGACAAAUGCCCUCCAAGACAAGAUCAUUGCUCGAGCUCACCAGGCUUCAUUGGUUUCCAGUGGGGUCCGACUGCAUUAUCUGGCCCUUCGCGUGGGGCUCGCUGGCGGCAUCAUACCAUGUUGCAUUGCCCAUGAACGAAGUUGUCACGAACACUCUGUUCUAUGCGUUAUUGGGCACACUGAUACAUUGUGCGGCCUGCAUCAUAAAUGACGUGCUUGAUCGCGAGUUCGAUCGCAAAGUUGAACGUUCAAAAAAUCGACCGAUCGCGUCGGGAGCUGUUACUGUGCUAGAGGCCUCGGUUCUUCUGAUCGUGUUCGUUGUUGCCAUCUUCUAUAUGUUUUCCACUGCCGGCCCUACAGCACUCUCACUCGGUGUUUUCGGUCUCCCUGCUUGUGGCGGGACGUAUCCACUAAUGAAGCGCUGGAUGCAUUGGCCGUCUUUGUACCUUGGUUUUGCUGCAAGCUGGGCCGUCCCAUUCACGUGGGUGGCCAUCACGGGUGAGUUUGAUUGGGGCAUGAUUCUGAACGUCGGAAUUGCGUCAUGUUGCUGGACGUGUCUUUACGACACUAUUUACGCGUGUCAGGACAAGAAGGACGACGUAAAAGCUGGAGUAAAGUCCAUGGCGGUCCAUCUAGGCGAUGGCAUUCGUCUUGCAUUGAGCGUAUUUGGUGCAACGUUCUUUGCGUGUCUUCUGUGGGCUGGGUAUUUGAAUGGCCAGCACCUACCGUUCUACGUGAUGAGCGUCGUUGCUCCCUUCCUCCUCUGUCUAUGGCACAUAUGGUCAUUUGACCAUAAUGAUCCACUAGACAGCUGGAAGAAAUUCAAGGCAGGUCGCCAUGGCGCAGCGUUGGUGUGUGCAGGAUUGGUCGUGGAUCACUACUGCAAGCUUGUGUCCCUAACCGUUUGAGCAUGCGGUUUCAUCUCAGCCUGGAUUUAAGUUGGCGCCUUCGACUAUCACUUUAACCCUUUCAUUUUUUUUAUCCUACAGUAUCGCUUAUGUUUUUCGAUCUACCAAGUCUUGACGCAGACAUUGGGGAUAUUGUAGUUGUGAUAAUCAUAUCCAGAUGGUAGGCUUGUAUCAACACUUCCUGCAUAAAGACCCCUGUAUGGUAGUAGGGGGAUGUGUGAUAUCUAACACCACCCAGGAGCUAUAUCGAUACAACAUCAGGGAAACAUAAUUUGCUACAGAGUGUAAUACUUAAUCCACC
Messenger RNA from Suillus bovinus, 1435 nucleotides. RefSeq names its product UbiA prenyltransferase family. Gene Ontology annotation, cellular component: mitochondrial inner membrane. NCBI's taxonomy places the organism in Eukaryota, Fungi, Basidiomycota, Agaricomycetes, Boletales, Suillaceae. Bases 232 to 1134 code for a protein of 300 amino acids. The record is from RefSeq and is a predicted model, not a curated record. Gene Ontology annotation, biological process: ubiquinone biosynthetic process. The transcript is spliced from 9 exons. Gene Ontology annotation, molecular function: transferase activity, transferring alkyl or aryl (other than methyl) groups.